Molecule: messenger RNA, 783 nt
Organism: Synchytrium microbalum
Lineage: Eukaryota; Fungi; Chytridiomycota; Chytridiomycetes; Synchytriales; Synchytriaceae
Exons: 4
Coding region: 1-783 (260 amino acids)
Biological process (GO): endoplasmic reticulum unfolded protein response
Cellular component (GO): Hrd1p ubiquitin ligase ERAD-L complex; endoplasmic reticulum membrane
Molecular function (GO): misfolded protein binding; ubiquitin-specific protease binding
Source: RefSeq, a predicted model, not a curated record
AUGGCAGCUGCUCCUGCGCGACAACCGACAAACCAAUGGAAUGAUUUCAAGGAUUACUAUCUGUCACUGCCGAGGGUCCCAAGGAGUAUCAUCACUGCUACUGUUGUUGUAUCGGUUACAGGCCUCUUUAUCUCCCCGAUGUGGUUGGUCUUCCACUUGCAGUCAAUCACAUCAAAAUUCCAACUAUGGCGAUUGAUCACUCCAUUCUUCUUUGGUGGAAGGUCAAUGGACACCCUAUUCAACAUAUACUUUUUAUGGAAUUACUCAAGUCAACUCAACUCGACUCUGUUUCUUGCUCGUGAAGCUGACUAUGUCUACUUUAUACUAUUUGUCAUGGCCAGUCUCAAUGUGAUGGCCAUCUUCAUGAAGCCAUACAUACUCACAGACGGUCUCGUAAUGGCAAUCGUCUACCUAUGGUCUCAGAUGAACAGAGAAACAACAGUGACUUUCAUGUUUGGCUUCAAGUUCCCUGCCAUCUAUCUGCCAUUCGUCCUAGUUGGCUGGGACUUGUUUACUAAGGGCGGUGGAUUCCCGAUCGUCAAAGUGAUGGGCAUUCUCGCGGGCCAUUUAUAUUACUUCUUGGACAAGGUGUGGCCAGAUCAGAAUGGUGGAAGGAAGAUACUAGUGACACCACAGUGGCUGGUUAAUUACUUCCCACCGACACAGCCAAGUGUCGCUGGAUUUACACCGCAAGGGUUUACUGUGACGACUCCUGUACGCCCAGGCACAGAGCCCUCUAUAAGGCAACGUGGUUGGGGUAGAGGGCAGAGAUUAGGAGAAUAA